AUGUCCAGAGCAAGAUCUUCAUGUAAGAAUCAAGGUGGAGAUCUAGUUCUUCCACAAAACUCUCAAGAACAUAACGCUAUCUGGAAAGUUGUGAAAGAAAAGAAAUUUACUCAUCCUUGGAUCGGCUUGAUAGAGCAACAGAGAGAUAAAUUUUAUACCCUAGAUGGGAAAAUACCAUCGUAUACAAACUGGGGAUCCAACCAACCAGAUCUCGGUGGAAAUGAAAACUGCGUGAUUUUUUAUGGCAACGAAAAUGGGAAAUGGCAUGAUACCUCAUGUAAUAAUAACUUUCAUUAUAUUUGCCAGAAGAAAACAAUGCGCAAAUGUAAGUGUACAGUUUUAUUUACUUUGUCGAUUAAUUAAGAAAUUUCAAAAGAAAUUAAAUAACAAAUGAAUGUUAAAUCAAUAUCUGUAACUCGCGCACAGAUUUUGUCCUCAUGAUUUACAAAUAUUAAAACUUUAGCGGUUUUUAUUUUCUCGAUUAAUGCUAACCAUAUCGGCAAAAUAAUCGGUAAACUUUAUAACUUAGAUGCAUUUGUACAAUAUUUGCAGUGAGAAAAUUGAAUUAAAGUUUAUGUAAAUCAACAUGAUUCUGUAUCAGAUAUACAAACUCCUCCACGCUCAUAAUUAAUUUUAUUUGACUCAACUUAUUUCGAAAAGUUCACAGUAAACUGCAUGAUAAAUAAACGAAUAGCAAAAGUUUGAAUAUCAUAUCUGCAUGGAUUAUUAGUAAUCUGCAUGGAUUAUUAAUAUAGAGGGAUAGGAAACUUGCUGACGUCAGCAACUCAACCUAGUUGAAAAUUCUAAUAAUAAGACGUCACAUCAAAACAAUCAUUUUGCGCGAGAUAUAUCCAAAAUUUCAAAACGGAGGUACAGGAUGUUUUUGAGAAGUGGGAUGAAAGUAUUAUAAUGGAUAUGGAACAAAUUGAAGGCGUUGUUAGCAGGGAGGAAAAGAAGAGCAAUAUGUGCGAGAACGACAAUGAAAGCGAUGUAGAAACAGACUUGGGAGACGAAGAUGAAAACGAAGAAGAUAAACAUUCAUUACACUGUAAAAAAUGUAGAAAAAUUUAUCGAUUUAAGUCAUGA
Paramuricea clavata is the source of this 1086-nucleotide messenger RNA. Lineage: Eukaryota; Metazoa; Cnidaria; Anthozoa; Malacalcyonacea; Plexauridae. The record is from the annotation of a GenBank genome assembly.